AUGGCGGGUCCUCCGCCUCCCUUCGCUCUUCAAGGGUUUCAUCAAUGGUCGCAGCCGCCGCCAGCAGAAGCCCCGCUGCCACCGCCUCACCAGCAAGAACGGUUUCACGGGUUCCCCUCAUCCCCAGCGGGGCCACCGGAAUCCCAGGUCGCCGCGUCGCCGCCACCUUCGGCUCCGGGGCUCGUGACGCUCCUGGUGCGGCAUCUCCCCGAGGCCAUGCCUCAGGAAGUGCUAUCUCGGCUCUUCUCGUACUAUGGCGCUACUUCGGUCCGCCCAUGCGUCGGCGGCAGGUUGAUCCCAUCAUUCUCUCGGAUCAUCUCAAUUGUGUUCAUUAAAUUUCCGACGCACCGCAUUAGACAGUCGCUUUAGAUUCAUUUUUUUCCAUCAUGCGUUUUAGUUUCUGUGAAUUACAUUCCAGACCAUCUCCAUCUCUAUCUCUUCUUAUUGUUAUGACAUAUUUUCUCUAAUCAUUUUUUUUCCUUCAGGUUGAGGAACUGUGCGUUCGUAGACUUUGCCAACGAAGCCUUGGCUUCGCAAGCGCAGUCACAACUCAACAGGUGCUGUCUCAGUCACGGACUACUUGAAGUGAUCCUAGAAAGCGACCUUUUAAUCAUAAUCUUGGUUCCAAAUAGAAACUCAUAUACUGAAUUUAUGUGCAAAUACGAGCUCUAAUUUUAUCAGAAAUACGCAGUCAAUAAUGAAUUAUUUUGAAUCCUAUGAUCCAAAUCCUUUAUUGAUAUUUAUCUAGUUUUCCAUCUUUUUAGUGUUCUAUUGUUUUUUUUUUCCUCAGUGAGAUCGAAUGCAUCACAUGAAAAAAUAUUUUUUGUUAAUGGUAACUACCGAAACAAGAUAUGAUAUCUAAUUCCUUAACCCAUGCCUUUCCCCGUUUUGCAAAUUCCCCAGAUUGAGAUUUCUUGGGAAAAUGUUAUCUGUGGAGAGAGCAGGCAAAGUUAUGGGCGAUAAUAAUAAGCCCCAGCAAGGUGAAGCACCACCUUUAAGGUCCUCAUCCAUUCAGAAGGAUCAGCCUGUGACGGGAAAGCUCACAAAAGAUGCUGACAUGAGCUCAAUGCCGAUUGCUGAACCCAUUGCUCCAAGGCUUGGCGUGGACUAUCCAUUUCCACCGUACCUCGAGUAUGUCUCCUCUUGUUCUAUCUCUUUAUGGGUCAACUAUGCCGCUUGAAGCAGACCUCUCGUUGUCUGAAGUUCUUACAUGAAGGAUUUCUCAUUCUUUAAUGCUUAGAGGAACACUGCUUAACUUAUUACCUCAAUUAAUGUUAUAUUUUUUUUAUUUUUUUAUUUCCUGAUAAUUAGAUGUUUAAUCAGAUGAAGUGAAUUUCUAAAAUAUGAUCUACUCCUGGGUAUUCUGAUCCAUUUCAGUUGCCUGUAGUUUGUUGCUUUCAAGUUGUAAUGAAUUGAUUAGAAAGCGAAGUUUCCUGUACCAUGAUACCAAAAAGAAAUUAUUUCCUAAGUUGACCGGAUUGUCUCCUUUGUUUUGCAAUAGUUCCGUUCAGCUAAUCUUCGGUUUUAGGUUGAUAACUAAUUGUGUGACCCAUUGGUGCUCUUCAUGAACUCCUUUUAAUAUUUCCAAGUCAGUCCAAAUCCUCAGGAGGAAGAUAGCAUUUGAUGUGGACAAGUGACUCUUGUUUUAGCAUUUAUUGAUCUUCAAGCACACUGUUGUAUACAUGCUCAAUAUGCUAUUUUUUUUUUUCUUCCCGUGCAGGUAUGAGUAUCCCCCUCCAGAUGGAAACAUAUUGGCCAAUAUUGUCAAUGCAUUAAUUGCUGUUCCUCGCUUUUAUACACAGGUGUUGCGUACUGUGCUUUCCUACUCUCUCUUUUAGUAGUGUAUAAUCUUAUCUUAUGCUUCGAAUACUCUUCCUUUGUCAACGUAAUCCAGCUUUAUAUCAGCGUUCAUGUUGACUUUCUCGUUGCGGACUUGAAAUACGUAGUUUGUUCUGACUGGCAGGUUUUACAUUUGAUGAACAAGAUGAACAUCCCCGCCCCCUUCAGAAUGGCGUUGCCCACGCCGCCUAUUCCUCCAGCGGCACCUCCUCCGCCCCCCCCGCCCCCUCCUAUCUCAGAGCCUCAUUUGGCGUAUCUAUCCAAUGAUGAAUCCGAGCUCGAGUCAGAAGAAGAAGUACUGCUUCACUUUUGGCGACAUAUUUACCUGUUUAUACCUAUUCCAGGCGAUUAUUGUUUCCUUCUUGCUUUCUUCAGGAUGCUUCUGGUGCAGUUCGGAGGGCUAAGCGGGUCAAGCGGGAGGCCAUUGUCGGUCCUGCAGUCGACCGAGGGGUCUCACAUGAAGACGUCGGCCUGAAGCCUGGCAACUUAGUUCCAAAGGAAGUUCCAAUGAUAAAAAAGAAAAACCCCGUCCUGCAGGUUUUCAAUGCCCCAUCAUAGUCCAUUUAAUGAAAACUGUUCUCGAUCUCAUAUCCUAAUGCAUUCAUCUUUGAUCUAUGUUAGUUUAAGAUUGCUCCCAAGACAAUACGAAAUGAGAAUAGAGGUGGUGAUGACACUCUGUUAGUAACUCCAGAUCCUGAGGAGCAGCACUUGGAGCCGAAGUCUUAUGCAGCAGCUGAGGAAAUCGAGAGGGGGAAGCUGCCUCCGGAGGAGCUGCUAUCUCUUCCCAUGUUUAAGGUGAGUGAAUCUGGUUUCCAUUGACUGCAGCGUCAUUGCAUUGAUCGGUGCAUUGAAAGGAUGGGUUAAUGGAGAGAUUGACCUAGGAUAAAAGAUGGAGAAAUCAGGUGAAGAGAGGAAGGGGAGAGGCCCAGAAGAACCCUACGCUAUUGCUUGACCAUAAUAUAUGGAAUCCUGGCUUUCCUUCUGUCUCAUAUUACUACGAAGAAAAUGCACUUUAACGGAUACAUGUAUUUUUGGAAUCGUCGAUAUUGUGCAGAAUUACACUCCUGGGAACCCUGCUGCUGUUUUGUACAUCAAGAAUCUGGCUAAAGAUGUCGUUGUUGACGAUUUCUAUUUCAUAUUUGGUAAGUUUGACUUGCUGAAGCAAGACCUAUCAUUCAUUUCUUAAAUUGGUUAAAUCUCCGCCGAUUUUCUAUGCGUCUACAUGGUUUUUCAGGAUCACUUUUCAGUGGGGUUGAAGAAACCAAGUCGGCGCUUAACAUCAAGUUGAUGCAGGUAACACCUGUUCUUGGUGGUGUUUUGGGGUGUUUGACUUUCCUGCUCACGUCAUCCCUGUGAUUUUGCCAUCCCAAAUUGUGAUUGCCCUCACCAUAUCCUCGGAGGAUGGCUGACCUAUCCAGUUGGUUUAGCAGACAUCAGUUUAUGACUUUGAGGUUUGCUGUUUGAUGGGCGUUGACUUUCAGGAGGGGCGAAUGAGGGGCCAGGCUUUCGUCACAUUCCCAUCCACGGACCUAGCGCAGCAUGCUCUGGUAAGUAUUCCCCCGGGGUCCCACACCAGGUCCCCUUGCUCAAAAUCCCACAUCACUGGGCCUGGGCCUCAAAUGGUUAGGCAAGCUUCCGGCCCGGCCCGCUGGCGCCGCCAUCCAUGCCAAUUGUCAUUAACCCAUAACUUGAAUAGUAAUCAAUCUAUGGUGCUUGGUUGCAGAAUCUGGUCAACGGGUUUGUGUUCAAAGGUAAACCCAUGGUCAUUCAGUUCGGCCGCAACCCCUCUGCCGCCAAACCCAGCUAG
Molecule: messenger RNA, 3646 nt
Organism: Spirodela intermedia
Lineage: Eukaryota; Viridiplantae; Streptophyta; Magnoliopsida; Alismatales; Araceae
Source: the annotation of a GenBank genome assembly